AUGGAGCAGUCGCCAGAAGAUCCUUUCGCUCCUCGAGGCAUCGCGAAACUCUCUAAGUCCAAGUCCUACGACCGAUGGCUCCUAGACCCGCAGAAGCCAUUGAAGGGGCUACAGCAGCCGCCACCCAAUCGCAUGAGCCAGUGGGCGGCAAUCGCCGUCGCUUCCCUGCUCUUCUCUCUCAUCCUCCUUAAUCCGACGGUUCUUGACGACGCUCUCUCAAUCGUGAUGAGGCCAAUCAGUCCCAGCCACGUGGAGGUCUUUACACGUGGGCUGGCAACGCUUCAAUGGUGGGAGGAUCAGUAUCCCCCUCCGCUAUCGCCGCCAGAAAGCGCGGAGCUCAAGGAGCAACAACCAGGACAUAUUCAAUGGAAGACGUUUAGAAUAACGCGCGUCGCGGCGUUCAACGUCGACAGAAGAAUCAUCAAGCAGACCAAGCAGGCGGGGUUUCAACUCGUCCCGCUCGCCGCGCCGCCGCUUCUUGAAGACCUAACGUGGGAUGACAUUUUCGCGGACCGGUUCGACGACGACCCAACGCCGCAGUGCCCGAAGCUGCCGCUGCCUGAAUGGUCGCAGGAUCUUCGCACGGUCGAUGCAAUGAUCGCGCAUAUGCCGUGCCAACCCGUCAACGGGUCGUUCGCGAGGGACGUGAGAUGGCACCAGCUGGUGCUUACAGUCGCCGAAUAUGUCAAACAGUCCGCGCACUCCUGGAUGCCCGUGGUCGUUCUCUCCGACUGCCGCCCUCCGCCCAACCUCUUCCAUUGCAACCGGCUAGUGCACCGCGACGGGCCCGUCUGGCUCUUUAACUUGACGGUCGCCGACAUGCGCCGCCGGCUGCAGCCCGUUGGGAACUGCGCGCUCGCCACCCCGGAACCCCAGCUGCUGCCAGAUCAGCAGCCGGCCGCUGCGCGCCGAGUCGCGUAUGCUACAGUGCUGCACAGCAAGGAGGAUUACGUGUGCGGAGCGAUCGCGCUGGCGAACAGCCUCCGGCGGAGCGGAACGCGCGCGAACCUGGUAGCGCUGGUUUCCACGGAGAUCGGGAACUUCAGCCGCGGAGGCCUAGAGGCGGCGGGGUGGCGGCUGAUUGAUAUUGAGAGGAUACGCAACCCGUACGGACGCGCCGGCACGUACAACCAGUGGAAUUACAGCAAGCUCCGAUUGUGGCAGCUGACGGAGUAUGCAAAGGUGGUGUUCGUGGACGCGGAUAUCCUCGUUUUAAGAAACAUGGACCACCUGUUCGAGUACCCCGAGCUGUCGGCGCGCAGCAACAGCCGGCGCUUCUUCAACUCGGGCGUGAUGGUGAUUGAGCCGUCGCAGUGUACAUUCGAGCUUAUGAUGGAAAACAUUGAACUGAUUCAGUCCUACAACGGUGGCGAUCAGGGCUUCGUGAACGACGUGUUUUACUGGUGGCACCGCCUGCCCAAGUCCAUCAACACUCUCAAAUACAUCAACGCGGACGACAGCCCCAAGCGCGAUCUCGAGACGGAAACCCUAGAUUCGCUCAUCGCGUCCGAUCCGCCCACCAUUCACGCGCUGCAUUUCCUGGGCAAGAAACCCUGGCGGUGUUACCGCGACUUCGACUGUAACAUUGUUAUGAACACGCACAGGAGGUUUGUGCAUCACGGCGCGCAUAAGCUGUGGUUUACGCUGCACGAUUCGAUGUCCGAGGAGCUACAGGAGCACUGUCUUCCUAAGAAUAACGACAAGGCUGGUAUCGAGUACAGGAUGGAGCUGCUUAUGGAGGAGAAUCAGCCGCCUGAGCUGUGGAAUUUCACACUUACGGAUCCGAGGAGAGAGAUGUGCGCCCCGCAGCAGUCGCAUUGCAAGUGGCGGAACAACUUGAAGGGGUUUCGGAAGAACAAGAAGAAGGACAUGGCGAAGGACAGGGAAAGAGAGGAGAAGAUGAGGGAGGAGAAGAUGCGGGAGGAGCACAGGGAUUAG
Messenger RNA from Closterium sp. NIES-65, 1938 nucleotides. NCBI's taxonomy places the organism in Eukaryota, Viridiplantae, Streptophyta, Zygnematophyceae, Desmidiales, Closteriaceae. The record is from the annotation of a GenBank genome assembly.